UUCAUUUUACUUGUGUGCGGCGUGUUGUGAAUGAAAGUGUGAUUUUUCUGGAGAUUUCGUACAAUUUUUAACAUUUUCAUUUUGUUUCAUUGUUAAUUAAAAUAAUUUAUAUUAAAUAUGGAUGAUGAAGCUGAAACCUAUAAGCUAUGGCGCAUUCGUAAAACUAUUAUGCAGUUGAGCCACGAUCGUGGUUAUUUGGUCACACAAGAUGAAUUGGAUCAAACGUUGGAGCAGUUCAAGGAAAUGUUUGGCGAUAAACCCAGCGAAAAGAGACCAGCACGUUCAGAUCUUAUUGUUUUAGUUGCCCACAACGAUGAUCCCACAGAUCAAAUGUUCGUUUUCUUCCCUGACGAACCAAAGAUUGGUAUUAAAACUAUUAAGACCUAUUGUACCCGUAUGCAGGAAGAAAAUAUACAUCGUGCUGUUGUAGUUGUACAAGCUGGCAUGACACCAUCGGCCAAGCAGUCUUUAGUUGAUAUGGCACCUAAAUAUAUUUUGGAACAAUUUUUGGAAUCCGAAUUGUUGAUUAACCUUACUGAACAUGAAUUGGUACCCGAACAUGUAGUCAUGACACCUGAAGAAAAACAAGAGUUACUGCUUCGUUACAAACUAAAGGAGAACAUGUUGAUGAGAAUUCAAGCCGGUGAUCCCGUAGCUAGAUAUUUUGGUUUGAAACGUGGACAAGUUGUAAAAAUUAUUCGUUCAUCAGAAACAGCUGGUCGUUAUAUUUCAUACCGUUUGGUGUGCUGAAGUAGUUUUCAACAACAGAUUUUUAAUUUUAAGAUUUUACUUUAUACUAUAGAUUUAAAAAUAUGUAUCAAUAAAUGAUUGUCUAAUGAAUUAUA
This is a messenger RNA of Calliphora vicina (urban bluebottle blowfly), 845 nucleotides long. It is a transcript of the gene Rpb5, whose product is annotated as DNA-directed RNA polymerases I, II, and III subunit Rpb5. The coding region runs from base 118 to 750 and encodes 210 amino acids. The transcript has a single exon. Gene Ontology annotation, molecular function: DNA binding. Gene Ontology annotation, cellular component: RNA polymerase I complex; RNA polymerase II, core complex; RNA polymerase III complex. Gene Ontology annotation, biological process: DNA-templated transcription. Lineage: Eukaryota; Metazoa; Arthropoda; Insecta; Diptera; Calliphoridae. The record is from RefSeq and is a predicted model, not a curated record.